Molecule: messenger RNA, 1149 nt
Organism: Lentinula edodes (shiitake mushroom)
Lineage: Eukaryota; Fungi; Basidiomycota; Agaricomycetes; Agaricales; Omphalotaceae
Product: aspartic peptidase domain-containing protein
Exons: 10
Coding region: 1-1020 (339 amino acids)
Biological process (GO): proteolysis
Molecular function (GO): aspartic-type endopeptidase activity
Source: RefSeq, a predicted model, not a curated record
AUGACCGAUGUGAUAGUCAAUGAGGUUGAUAUGCUCUACUACGGAGAUCUAGCCAUCGGGACGCCUGGUCAAGGCCUAACAUUCGACGUUGAUACCGGUUCUGCUGAUCUCUGGGUACCUUCGCCUUGGUGCGGCAACUCGAAGAACCAUUACGAUGGAAGUCAAAGUUCAACGUAUGUAGACCAGGACAGGAGGUUCGCAGUAUCUUAUGGCUCCGGUACUGUUUACGGCACAACAGCGUCGGACACUGUGGGCAUAGCAGGGACCGCCGUUCUGAAUCAGACGUUCGGCGUUGUCUAUCGUGAAUCCCAAGACUUCCAAGAAUACCCGAACGAUGGCAUAUUAGGGAUGGCGUUCGGUACAAUUUCUCGAUCCCGUAGCUCGACUGUAUUCGAGACGAUGAUGAAGCAAGGAAAACUCAAAUGGCCGUGCUUUUCUAUACAUCUCGCGCGCGGUCAGGAAACCGGCUCAGAGAUGUGCUGGGGAUGUUUCGAUCCAACGAAGGCGACUGGACCUAUAAGUUGGUUUCCCGUCUCUCAUCGGGCAUAUUGGUCUAUCCCAAUGAGUGGCUUCGAUGUCGCAGGUGAACGCACGACGUUCGAUGAAGUGAUCAUUUCCGCAAUUGACACUGGCACAACGUUCUGUUAUUUUCCUGAAUCUGUAGCAGCUGAGAUCUAUGCGAAGGCAAGAUUUUUAAUGACACAAACAUUAACACACACUUCAAGACAACGUAUAGGCUUCUACACUUAUCCCUGCAUCUCCGAAGUCGAAAUUGGGUUCCUGUUCGGAGAUAUCACCUUUAAACUACAUCCAGAUGACUUCAACCUGGGACAUUAUAACAAGCUGAAUCGGACUACGCUUCAUAGUGAAUGUAUAGGAGGUAUUUUCGCGAUGAAUGCUGCUCAAUGGCCUUCGAAUCUUGCCAUCAUAGGUGAUGAAUUCUUGAAAUCCUGGUAUUCUGUGUAUGAUUACUCUAACGGUGGUCGAGUUGGGUUCGCUCCUAGUGUAAACAACCAGUAGAUAAUAUAGAUAUGAGAUACUCCAUUAUCUUGUACAGUACUCAAUCCGUUUUCUUAGCUGUCGAGGUUCUCCCUGAACCAAAUACCUUACGCCUUUGUUUUACCAUAUGGGUGUACAUAAUAUAUAGAC